UGCCAUCAUCUAAAUCAAUAAUAAAUACAAAUAAUCCUGCUUUGUUAUCUUACAUUGCAAUUAAAUUUAGAAAAAACCAGAAGUUAGAUGUUCACACUAAAGGGUUUAUCGACUAUUCCAAUACUUUUACUGGUUCAGAUGCCGUGGGCACAAUCCAUUCUUUAUUACCAAAAAAUACGCCAAGACAUGUUGCAUUACAAAUGGCAAGUGGCAUUGUUAGUGAUGACAGUAAAGGUUGUUAUUCUACAACUUGUAAAAAUUAUGUUCAUAAUCAGAAUCCUCAACCUCCAUCGAUCAAUAAUAACGAUAUAGGGAGAAAGUCAAUACCAGAUUUUGAUAAUACUCUAUUACCAAAAUUUUCAUGGAUGAAUUCAGCUCCUAAAGAAAUACUGGAUAAAAUUUCUAGAAAUGAAUUAAAACGACAAGAAAUUAUUUUUGAAACUAUUUAUACCGAAGAAGAUUAUAUUAAUGAUUUGAUUAUUUUGGAAACUGUAUAUGUUAAACAACUUCGAAAUGCCACACCACCCAUUAUACCACCAGAAAGACUCGAAGAAUUCAUCAAAGGGAUAUUUUGCAAUGUUUUUGAUGGCAUAUUGACCGAUAACAAAAAAAUGCUUCACCUCCUAAAAACCAGACAACAACAAAGUCAUGUGAUUGAACAAAUUGGUGAUAUUUUCUUGGAGUGUGCUCAACAAUUUGGUCAUCAUUAUAUCAAAUAUAACGAAAAUUUUCCUUUUGCCGAUUAUCUUGUCAAAAAUGAAAAAUUAAAAAAUUAUAACUUCAAAGAAUUUCUAGAGAGAUGUUCAAGAGAUCCACAGACUCGUAGAUUAGACUUUCGUCACUUUGUACAAAGGCCUACACCACGUCUACAAAAAUACGUUUUACUACUUGAACAAAUACUUAAAUACACUUCUGACGAUAAUCCUGAUAAACCAGUUCUUAUUAAAUCUAUAGAAGCAUUCAAACAUUUAUGUAGAGAAAGUGAUAAUAAAGUUCAUGAGUCAGAAAAAAAAGUAAAAUUUAGAGAACUUUAUCUAAAAAUAAGAACGCAAGAUAAUAAAGUUUUUGAACAACUAGAUAUAUUAAAUCCUGAAAGAAUCCUUUUUUUUAAAGGUGAACUACAAAGGAGAUCAAGCAAUCGUCUUGAAUGGAGUGAUCUUUUUGUUUUUCUUUUUGAUAAUUAUUUAGUAUUGACUAAAAGAAAAAUGAUUGAUUAUGAUGGCAAUGAAAAAUAUAUUAUAUCUGGAAAGCCGAUUCCAUUGGAAAUGUUAGUAUUAGAUGGAUUUAAUGAUCUUGGUCGUACGAGGUCAGGCAGUAAUUCACAAUAUUUACGAAUGUUUGAAUCAAAAAAAAUUAUAUCAAAAGGAUCAAGAGGAUCUAAAAAAUCAAAUUCAUUAUCGAACAAAUUUGUUGACAAUUACGAAAGACCAAAAUCAUUAAUAAUUGAUGAAUCAAUUCAGAAUAAUCAGAAUCAGCAACAGACGAAAAAUUUAUCAUUCACAAUAAUUUAUGUUGGUAAAAAUAAUGGUGAAGUAACUUAUCAAUUAUACGCAGGUUCCUUGGAUAAAAAAAAGUUAUGGAAAGAAAAAAUCCUGGAAGCCCAAACUCAUCUUGCGUCAAAAAAUGCUAAAUAUAAAUUAUUUGAAUUGAUCACCAUCAAUGAUUCCACUUUUACUAAUUUGUCUAUCGGGAAUCAAGAUAGCCAUAGAAAUAUUGAUAACUACCAUUACAAUAAUCAUAGUCAUAAUAUUUAUGGAUCAUCAAAUCGUAAGAUGGUUGCAAUUGGUACUGAAGAGGGUGUAUGGAUAGGUGCAAUAGAUGAUGCUCAAUCAUAUAGAAAGGUAUUACAUAUUGGAAACGUAACACAAAUGAAAGUAUUACAAGAUUUUGGAAUGUUUAUAUUAUUAGUAGAUAAAAGUCUUUGGGCAUAUUCAUUAGAAUCUUUAAUUACAACAACACCGACAUCAUCAAAUGAUUAUAAUUCAUUUAUUCGUCACCGUUUAAGUAAUGGUCAUGUUAAUUAUUUUAAUACUGGAAAAAUAAAAGACAAGACAUUGAUUGUAUUUAUGAAAAGAAAAGGAUUGGAUAGUUAUUUUAAAACUUUAGAGGCUGUUUAUUCCUUUGAUCCAACAAAUGAAAAAUAUCACCAUCGAUCAUCAAUUUCAAAGAAAGGAUUUGGAUUUAUUCAAUCGAAAAACGAGUGGUUUAAAGAAUACAAAGAAUUUAAUAUUCCUUCUGAUUCAUAUUCAGUAAAUUUUUUAAAAACAAAAUUAUGUGUUACAUGUGCAAGAGGUUUUGAAAUUGUUAAUUUGGAUUCUCUUAGAAAAAUAGUCACCAUACCUGACUUCGCACAAUAUCAAUCAUUGCUACCUAUAGCAAAAUUAUGUGAAAACUCAAAACCUCUUGCAAUGUUUAGAAUUGGAGAUGAAUAUUUAUUAUGCUACGAUGCAUUAAGUUCACCAUAUGUAAUUGGAUUUAAUCAAUUAUUUAUUGAAAUAAGACAUUUUGAAACUGGAAAUUUAGUUCAAAUCAUACCAGGAAAAAAUAUAAAUUAUCUAAAUAAUAUGGAUAGUAACAAUAAUAAUUCAGGAAAUGAACAAGACGAAGAGGAAGAAAAUGUGAUUCAUGCCGUAAUGCAACAUACUGAAUUGGAUAUUCAAUAUGUUUUUCAAUUAUGUAAAAUUGCAAAAUAA
Entrophospora candida is the source of this 2693-nucleotide messenger RNA. NCBI's taxonomy places the organism in Eukaryota, Fungi, Glomeromycota, Glomeromycetes, Entrophosporales, Entrophosporaceae. The record is from the annotation of a GenBank genome assembly.